UGCAUUAUCACCUGCAUGGGCCGCAACUACAUCACGGUGCCCUACAUACUGCAGCGUCUGUGGGACGUGGACGAGAAGGUGCGCCGCCAUACGUACGUCAACAUGUGCAACUAUCCAGUGCGCGCCUACAGGGUGGCGCAGCGCCUGACCCUCCUGGAGAAAGGUCUGAACGACAGCUCGGCCAACGUUAAAAAGACGGUGGUAAACAUCAUGCUUAAGGCCUGGAUCGACUCCUACCAACAGAACUAUGUGGCUCUAAUAGCGGCCCUCAAGCUGGACUCCAGCGAGGGGAGCUGAUGCGUUUCCGGAGCGUGACCAAGCAAAUGUUGCGUGAAAUCUUUGAGCAGACCGACAAUCAGCAACUGAUGGCACA
Messenger RNA from Drosophila miranda, 373 nucleotides. Its product is annotated as condensin complex subunit 3-like. Gene Ontology annotation, cellular component: cytoplasm; condensed chromosome; condensin complex. The record is from RefSeq and is a predicted model, not a curated record. Gene Ontology annotation, biological process: mitotic chromosome condensation. Bases 16 to 297 code for a protein of 93 amino acids. The transcript has a single exon. Lineage: Eukaryota; Metazoa; Arthropoda; Insecta; Diptera; Drosophilidae.